Messenger RNA from Fusarium subglutinans, 570 nucleotides. Its product is annotated as ubiquitin-conjugating enzyme E2 H. The transcript is spliced from 5 exons. Gene Ontology annotation, molecular function: ubiquitin conjugating enzyme activity. The record is from RefSeq and is a predicted model, not a curated record. The coding region runs from base 1 to 570 and encodes 189 amino acids. Gene Ontology annotation, biological process: ubiquitin-dependent protein catabolic process; protein polyubiquitination. NCBI's taxonomy places the organism in Eukaryota, Fungi, Ascomycota, Sordariomycetes, Hypocreales, Nectriaceae. Gene Ontology annotation, cellular component: nucleus.
AUGAGUAGCCCACGCCGCAGAAUCGAGACUGAUUGUAAGCUUCCAAUUCCAAUUCCACUUUCACCGACUCCGAUCUGUUUCCUGACCGAUCAUUUUAGGCAAGAGUUCUUUGUUCGCUUCAAAGGACCAGCUGAGACUCCAUUUGAGGGCGGAAUGUGGAAGGUUCAUGUCGAGCUUCCCGACACUUACCCUUACAAGUCCCCUAGCAUUGGCUUUGUUAAUCGCAUAUUUCACCCUAAUAUCGACGAGCUGUCCGGUUCGGUCUGUCUCGAUGUUAUCAACCAAACUUGGUCGCCCAUGUUUGAUAUGAUCAACAUUUUCGAGGUUUUCCUUCCUCAACUCCUGCGAUACCCCAACCCUACCGACCCCCUCAACGGCGAGGCAGCGGCGUUAUUGAUUCGAGAACCAAAGAGCUACGAUGCCAAGGUCAAAGAAUACGUUCAGAAAUAUGCCUCCAAGGAAGCAGCAGACGAAGCCGGGGCCGAAAGCGAAGACGAUGACGAACUCUCCUCAGUGGCCAGUUUCGGAGACGACGAUGAAGAGCCUGCAGGACAGAUGGACGAUGUAUAA